Messenger RNA from Diceros bicornis minor, 1068 nucleotides. RefSeq names its product histo-blood group ABO system transferase-like. Lineage: Eukaryota; Metazoa; Chordata; Mammalia; Perissodactyla; Rhinocerotidae. Gene Ontology annotation, molecular function: glycoprotein-fucosylgalactoside alpha-N-acetylgalactosaminyltransferase activity. Bases 1 to 1068 code for a protein of 355 amino acids. Gene Ontology annotation, cellular component: vesicle; Golgi apparatus; membrane. The record is from RefSeq and is a predicted model, not a curated record. The transcript has a single exon. Gene Ontology annotation, biological process: carbohydrate metabolic process.
AUGGCCCAGCUGGUAAGGACAUUGUCAGAGAACCCAAAAUGUUACUUGCUUCAUCGAGUGAUCUUUCUUCUUUUAAUAGCUCUUGCCUUGACCUUCUUUGGCUCUUGUUACCUGAACCCGAGAAGCCAGAAGCUGGAAAGCAUCCAGGCUGGGGCAGGCAAGAUUGUUAGAAAAAUCCACCACCUGCAAGGUGUAAAAUUACCAAGGACGGUGUAUCCUCAGCCAAACGUGCUAAGACCCUCUAGGAAAGAUGUCCAAGUCAUGACCCCUUGGCUGGCUCCCAUCAUCUGGGACAAGACUUUCAAUAUCAACAUCCUGAAUGAGCAGUUCCGGCUCCAGAAAGCCACCAUUGGAUUAACCGUGUUUGCCAUAAACAAAUACAUUAUCUACCUGCAGCUGUUCCUGGAAACCGCAGAGAUGCACUUCAUGGUGGGAUACAAGGUGAACUACUAUAUCUUCACUGACCGCCCAGCCUAUGUUCCUCACAUCCGCCUCCAAAAAGGAAGGAAGAUCGUCAUCCUCAAGGUCUGGGGCUAUGCACACAGCCAGAACACCUCCCUGCACCGCAUGGAGAUGAUCAGCAAUUUUUCUGAGCAGCGCUUCCACCAGGAGGUGGAUUACCUUGUGUGUGCAGAUGUGAACAUGAAGUUCAGCGACCACAUGGGCGUGGAGAUCCUCUCCUCCUUGUUCGGCACCCUCCAUCCUGCCUUCUAUGGGCUCAGUCGGAACCACCUCCCCUAUGAACGUCGGCCUCGAUCACAAGCACAUAUUCCUGAAGAUGAGGGGGACUUUUAUUACAUAGGGGCCUUAUUUGGGGGCUCAGUGCCAGAGGUUUACAGGCUCACCAAGGCCUGCCACGAGGCAAUGAUGGUCGACCAACACAAUCACAUCGAGGCCGUGAGGCAUGAGGAGAGCUACUUGAACAAAUAUCUGCUCUACCACAAACCCUCCAAGGUCCUCUCCCCUGAGUACACGUGGGAUAAGCGGAUACAGGAGAAUAUCGGGAAUCAGCAGCAGGUAGGCUUGCCUUCCAACAUAAAGCGGAUUAGAUUUGUGACUGUGAAAUAA